ACAUGCAAAGCACGCAGUCAACGAUCAGUUGCGGUUUGACGAUCGCCGCGAAAAGGUUAAAAUUAUUAAAUAUCGAUUUAAUAAACAUUCAAGUGUUAAUAAAUUGAUUGAUAACUUUUAUUGCAUUGACUAAGUGUGGCGGCGUUUAAUAAUAUAGUCUUUAGAGCUACUCAACCGUUGAACGAGUUCAAGUGAAGUGUGCCAUAAAUUUUAGAAAUUAUUGAAUAUUUCUUUAUUACUUUUUAAGUGUCAUAUAAUAUCAGGAAAAAUUUCUUGAUAUUUUAGCAAAGUGCAACAGAUAAUGAUAUUGUCCUUAGACAAUAUUUUAUUCCUCUUAGAACACAGUAAAAAGUUUAAAUCUUACUCACCCAACAAUGGCUGAUUCUGGUCAUGUUAAUCCAGCCUACGAGGGUAAUAUUGAUGCAGGCACUGAGAGCAGAACAGAGGAUAACUCAAAAUCGACGGAUACGAAUUUGGAAGCAAAUACAAAUACAGACUUACCACCAGUAGAAUCCCAAGAGAAUACAAGAAAACGUGAUAAUUGGGGUAAUGAUCUUGAAUUUCUUAUGUCCUGUAUAGCACUUUCCGUUGGCCUUGGAAAUGUGUGGCGUUUUCCAUUUACCGCACUGGAGAAUGGUGGUGGCGCAUUUGUGAUACCUUAUAUUAUAGUCUUAUUUUUAGUUGGUAAGCCAGUAUAUUAUAUGGAAAUGUUACUUGGUCAGUUCUCCAGUCGUGGCAGUGUUAAGGUAUAUGACUUUGCGCUAAUACUUCGAGGUGUGGGAUAUGGACAGCUUCUAGCAACUGGUGUGAUAACUACUUAUUAUGCCACGCUGAUGGCUCUCACUUUGAGAUAUUUUAUUGACUCGUUUUAUCCUACAUUACCAUGGAGUUAUUGCAGGGACGAAUGGGGUGAUAAAUGUAUUGACUCUAAACUUAAAACAGAAACCACCACACCGGCACCAGGAGAAGUGAAAACUACUUCAGCAGAGUUUUAUUUUACGAAUAUAAUAUUACGCGAGAAGGAAUCCAUAGAUGAUGGUAUCGGCAAUCCUAAUUGGCAGCUAGUUUUGACAUUAGCUGUGGCAUGGGUUAUAAUAUCAUUAAUUCUGAUUAAAGGUAUUAAAAGUUCUGGUAAAGCAUCAUAUUUUCUGGCGGUCUUUCCUUAUGUUAUAAUGUUGAUUUUGUUAAUACGUGCCUUAACAUUACCUGGUGCUUUUGAUGGAGUCUUAUACUUCCUUACACCACAGUGGGAUAAACUGCUCGAUCCACAGGUAUGGUACGCGGCUGUUACACAAGUCUUUUUUUCGUUGGCUAUUUGCUUUGGAAAUAUUAUUAUGUAUGCUUCCUACAAUCGCUUUAAUCACAAUAUACAUAGGGACUGUACAAUAGUUACUUCACUUGAUACAUGUACCUCACUUCUUUCUGGCAUUAUUAUAUUUGGAAUUUUAGGCAAUUUAGCCUAUGAAAAUAAUACUGAUGAUAUAAAAAGUGUAGUUAAAGGCGGUACUGGGUUGGCUUUUAUUUCGUAUCCUGAUGCUAUAGCUAAGUUUACUUUUGUGCCACAGAUCUUUGCUGUUUUGUUCUUUUUGAUGCUUUUCGUACUCGGUGUUGGUAGCAAUGUAGGCAUGGCGUCCUGUAUACUGACGGUUCUUAAGGAUCAAUUCACGAAAACAAAGCACUGGAUAUUCGUUGUAUGCAUCGCUGUUGUUUGCUAUGGUAUCGGUUUAAUAUAUAUCACACCGGGCGGACAGUUCUUACUUAAUUUUUUGGACUUCUACGGUGUAUCAUUUAUAGCGUUAGUUUUAGCUAUAUUUGAAUUAGUCGCCGUUGGUUGGGUCUACGGUGUUAAACGGCUUUGCAAUGACGUUAAAUUCAUGUUAGGAAUCAAAACUUCAAUAUACUAUCGCAUUUGUUGGGGCAUAGUUACCCCAUUAUUCAUGGCUGCCAUUCUUAUCUACACACUUGUUCAAUAUGAGCCAUUAGAGUACAAUGGCGUCACAUAUCCAAGCGGUUUAUACGUUUUCGGUUGGUGCUUAUCAGCGUUUGGCAUAAGCCAAUUGAUCUUUUGGGCUAUACCGACAAUCCGCAAACAACCUGGCAAUACUUGGUGGGAAAGAUUUCGGAACGCAUUUAAGCCUAAGCCCAAUUGGGGUCCUCUCGAUUCACAAACAUUGAAGGAGUACAAAUAUUAUUGUGAAGAAAUGAACAAUAAUGAACCAUUAAAAAGUCGAAACUUUCUGCAGAAGUUUUAUGAUAACAUUUUUGGUUAACACCAUCGAAAUUCUUAACUCAGUUCUUUUAAUAAAAUUUGCAUAUAUUUAUUUAAUAAAAA
Molecule: messenger RNA, 2332 nt
Organism: Teleopsis dalmanni
Lineage: Eukaryota; Metazoa; Arthropoda; Insecta; Diptera; Diopsidae
Product: sodium-dependent nutrient amino acid transporter 1
Exons: 10
Coding region: 375-2270 (631 amino acids)
Biological process (GO): sodium ion transmembrane transport
Cellular component (GO): membrane
Molecular function (GO): L-amino acid transmembrane transporter activity
Source: RefSeq, a predicted model, not a curated record